Messenger RNA from Toxotes jaculatrix (banded archerfish), 2636 nucleotides. It is a transcript of the gene aldh4a1, whose product is annotated as aldehyde dehydrogenase 4 family, member A1. The transcript is spliced from 15 exons. The coding region runs from base 138 to 1808 and encodes 556 amino acids. The record is from RefSeq and is a predicted model, not a curated record. Gene Ontology annotation, molecular function: L-glutamate gamma-semialdehyde dehydrogenase (NAD+) activity. NCBI's taxonomy places the organism in Eukaryota, Metazoa, Chordata, Actinopteri, Toxotidae.
GUCCUGGAUCUGAAUCGGUCCCUGGCCGUUUCUGAUCAGUUAUUGAUCCGUGUUUCGACUGUCCGUCUGCAGGGGUAUCAGACGGUGUAUACGGUGGUUCUCUCCGUUAGCUCGUGUUGUCGGCCUGUGGCGGGAACAUGCUCCGAGUGAGGGCGGCGGUGGGUCGGUCUUGGCGGGGGUUGAAAACCUUCCCCUGUGCAGCUGUGGAGGUGAAAAACGAGCCGAUCCUGGGUUUCAAAGAGGGAAGUGCAGAAAGAAAAGAGCUGCUGAAGGCCUUGGACAGUCUGAAGGGGACGACGGAGGAGAUCCCCUGUGUGGUCGGAGAUGAACAUGUGUGGACCAAAGACAUCAGAUAUCAGUUAUCUCCGUUCGAUCACUCACACAAGGUGGCAAAGUUCUGUUAUGCUGACAAGGAGCUGAUAAACAAAGCCAUCCUGGCAUCUGUAGCAGCGAGGAAAGAGUGGGACCUGAAGCCCGUCCAGGACCGGGCCCAGGUCCUCUUCAAGGCAGCCGAUGUCCUCAGCGGACCCAGGAGGGCAGAGAUCCUGGCCAAGACCAUGAUUGGACAGGGUAAGACGGUGGUGCAGGCAGAGAUCGAUGCCGCGGCAGAGCUGAUCGACUUCUUCAGGUUUAACGCCAAACACGCGAUUGAGCUGGAGAAGCAGCAGCCGUUAGAUGCAGAGGGAAGCACGAACACCAUGCUGUACCGUGGACUGGAGGGUUUCGUCGCAGCUGUGGCUCCUUUUAACUUCACUGCGAUUGGUGGAAACCUGGCAGGUACCCCGGCUCUGAUGGGUAACGUCGUUCUGUGGAAGCCCAGUGACACCGCCAUGUCUGCGAGCUACGCUGUCUACAGAGUCCUGAGGGAGUGCGGUCUGCCCCCAAACAUCAUCCAGUUCCUGCCGGCGGACGGUCCCGUGUUCGGAGACGCCAUCACCUCCUCUCAGCACCUGGCAGGCAUCAACUUCACCGGCAGCGUCCCGACGUUCAAGCGUCUGUGGAAGCAGGUCGCCCAGAACCUGGACACCUACAGGACCUUCCCCCGGCUGGCAGGAGAGUGCGGUGGGAAGAACUUCCACUUCGUCCACAAGUCUGCGGAUAUUCAGAGCGUGGUGACGGGCACGGUGCGCUCGGCGUUUGAGUACGGAGGUCAAAAGUGUUCGGCCUGCUCCAGGAUGUACGUUCCAGACAGCACGUGGCCGCAGAUCAAACAGGGACUUCUGGACAUUCACAAAAACAUCAAAGUGGGAGACCCUGUGGAGGACUUCAGCACCUUUUUCUCGGCAGUGAUAGACGAUAAGUCUUUUGGUCGGAUAAAGAAGUGGCUCGAUCACGCCAAGUCUUCUCCGAACCUGAAGGUCAUUGCCGGCGGUAACUGCGACGAUAAGAAGGGUUACUUUGUGGAGCCGACCAUCGUCGAGACCAAAGACCCACAGGACGCCAUCAUGAAGGAGGAAAUCUUUGGUCCGGUUCUGACGGUUUAUGUUUAUCCUGAGAACAACUUCGAGGAGGUUCUGCAGCUGAUAGACCACACGUCCCCGUACGCUCUGACAGGAGCAGUGUUCGCUCAGGACAAGACCGUGAUCGAACAGGCGGCUAAAACCCUGAGAAACGCUGCAGGAAACUACUACGUCAACGACAAGUCCACCGGCUCCGUCGUCGCUCAGCAGCCGUUUGGUGGUGCCAGAGCUUCAGGGACUAACGACAAACCUGGAGGGCCACACUAUGUCCUGAGGUGGACGUCUCCGCAGGUGGUGAAGCAGACCCACGUCCCCCUCAGAGAGUGGAGGUACCCCUACAUGGGCUGAGGGAGUCCGUGACUGAAGCCUGCCGGUCCAAUCAGAGCCUCCGUCCCUCCCCCCAGCUCCAGUCCGUUAAUCGAACCGAAGAGAGCUCGUCUGAAUCUUAGUGUCCUCACUGUCCCCCUGAGAAAGCCUUUGCACUGAACCUGGACCUGAAUGUAUCAGAGGGAACUGGAGCAGACCGGUGAGGCUGUCCUCGUCCUGGCUCCGCAGACUCAGCGUCUGCAGUUUUAGCCGCUGCUGCGUCAAUCACAGCAAAUCCCCGGAGAAUAAUCAGCUGCUGUUAGUCAAAGCUAAAAUCCGUCGGUUGAUGUUAAAGAAUAAAUCGUUUUUAUUUUAACCUGAAUUAAACGAUUAAUCGAUUAAUCCGUUCGUCGACCCACAGAAACAGUUUGCUGCUUCCUUCAGGUUUCUGAGAGUGAACUGAGUCUGAGGGGUUUUAGCUGCUGGUCGACUUUCGAAAACUUCACCUUGGACAUUUUACAGAUUUUUGACAUUUUAUAGCCAAUCAAACGAUGAAUCCAUUAAUUGAGAGUCCCUGGCAGAUGAAUCGGUGAUGGAUGAACAGCACAGGACUGGUUUGACUGGUUACCAUGACUGAGCCGUGAGCGCUGAUGUCAGAGUUACACCUGUGAGAACGAGGCUGUUCCCUCGUCCGUCCUGUCGUUGAUGUCGUUGUCAGCUCCACCUGCUGCCGUCCGUCAGAGAGCGACUGUGUUUUAUACUUAAAUCUUUAGCAGCAGAUGAUUUACUGUCCUUCCAGAACGUGCCUGCCUUAAGAACUGGAAAUUCAGAAACUUCAUUUUCACAAUAAAUACUAAAUUAUUCCUUUAA